Molecule: messenger RNA, 1091 nt
Organism: Dacryopinax primogenitus
Lineage: Eukaryota; Fungi; Basidiomycota; Dacrymycetes; Dacrymycetales; Dacrymycetaceae
Exons: 2
Coding region: 1-750 (249 amino acids)
Cellular component (GO): RNA polymerase II transcription regulator complex
Molecular function (GO): DNA-binding transcription activator activity, RNA polymerase II-specific; transcription cis-regulatory region binding
Source: RefSeq, a predicted model, not a curated record
AUGUCUGCACCGCUCUCCUCCUCCCUCCCCUACCCAACUUCUCAACCACCACCACCCCCACCACCAUCGUCAACGCAGCACCAAGCUAUUGACCCACACCUGCAGCACCCAAUGUAUGCAACUGACUAUCCUCGCCCACCGCAUCAUCCACACCCGCACGCAACAGUUGGUGCACCCCUUUCCUCGCGCUACCAGCCAUACCCAGCAGGGCUAGUGCAUCCCCCUCCCCCUUCAGCGCGUGUAGAUGGACCUCAGCCGCACUCGAAUGAGCAAAGUCCCGAGGACCAGGGACAGGGUGCGGGGAGGGUACUGAGCACCAGCAAGAGAGCGGAGCAGAACCGGAAGGCACAAAGAGCGUUUCGGGAGCGACGAGAGCAGCACGUAAAACAGCUCGAAUCCCGUUCCCAACUACUGGACGCUGCUCUAGCCUCCGCUGACGCAGCAAACCGUCGAUACGAAGAAGCCCGAGCAAUGGUCGAGCAGCUCCGGAGUGAAAACACCGCUCUCCGAACUGCUCUCCAAGCUGCGUCCGGAGGCUCAGGGUCGGCGGCUGCGGCUGCUAUACCUCCUGCUUCUACUGUACAGUUGGGCAAGCUCAGCCCACCCAGGGAGUCGAAGGUUAAUGGCAGCUCUGCUACUGCAGCGGGGUCCCCCAGGAGCCAACAGCCGGUCAGUGACGCACGGAGUGAGGGACGCGGAGGGAGCAGGGGAAGCCACGACGAGGUUGCUGAACAGAUGGACGAACCAUGACUAUCCUGGAUGGUCCGUUGUAUGCUGUUGGUAUCUCUUGACUUGGUUUGUCUGUCCUCCCACUCUGCCAGAAAACCUUACGCUCGUUGUGCACUACUUCGACGAUGUCUCGAUAUAGCUGUUCCUUCCCCUUCCUGUUGUAGGCUCGCCGCGCUGGGUGGCAUAAUCUAUAAUGAUAUUACUCGUCUCUCCCUUUCAUAUUCUUGCCAGGCAAGACCAUAACGUACUGUACAGCACCCACACCGUCCUCGCCGACUGGCUGAGCGGGGCACCGACUGUCCAUUUCAAUCUUCAGGGUCUCUCCGGUGGUGUAUAUCGAGGGGUUGCCAAGAAGCAUUAAC